CGCCCCCUUCUCGAAGCCAGCCAAUGGAGAGCGUCAUACCCGCCCACCGGGAGGGGGCGCGUCCAAUCGGGAGCGCGAUGGCGGCGGCCGUGAAGGACCGCGAGGUGCUGCAGCGACUCAGCUUCCUGUUCCAGGCCGCGCACUGGGUGCUCCCGCACAGCCCUGCGCUCGCCCGCUUCUACUGCAGCAUCCAGCGAGGGACCGCGCGCCGCCUCGUCCUGCGCCUGGCCCCCUCGGUGAAGCGCACGGUGUGCCGCCGCUGCUGCUCUCUGCUGCUGCCCGGUGCUGGGGGCUGCCUGCGCCUGCGAGGCCGGGGGCAGCCCCGCAUGGUGCUGCGCUGCCGGAGCUGCGGCCGCCACCGGCGCUACCUCUGCACGGAGCCACGCCCACUGGAGCAGGCCACGCCCCCAGGAGCCCCCCAAUGAACCCUACCUGGCAACAGAGCGGCGAC
Molecule: messenger RNA, 451 nt
Organism: Pezoporus occidentalis (night parrot)
Lineage: Eukaryota; Metazoa; Chordata; Aves; Psittaciformes; Psittacidae
Gene: RPP21
Product: ribonuclease P/MRP subunit p21
Exons: 5
Coding region: 24-425 (133 amino acids)
Biological process (GO): tRNA processing
Cellular component (GO): nucleolar ribonuclease P complex
Source: RefSeq, a predicted model, not a curated record